GAAUAAACAGUCUCCUCUCUCCCUCCCUCCUUUGUCUCCAAUAUGAAAGUGAAAGCAGCAGCAGCAGCAGUCGGUCUUUGCUCAGCCAUUAUCUGACAGGGAAGGGAUGGGAAAUGGCGCGGCCGCUGCUGGAUACAUUCUGCCUUCUCUCCUGGAUUUGCUGCAGCUCAUUCUGGAUCCUUCCUACAGAUGCAUUACUGAAGAUAGGGGAUGAGGAGCCCCCAACUGUUACACUGGGAUCUGAUGUGAUCCUCCCCUGUACAUUCAGUGUGGGUCAGCCUGUCAGUCUGCAGUACCUUGCAAUACUUUGGACCUUCCAGAACAAAAUGCUGUUCAGACUUGAUAACAAGGGGAAGCAGCUCAGCCCAAGGGUGACAUUCAGCGACGCAGAUGCCACGAAAGGGAUUGCUUCUGUGCAACUUCACAACGUCUCAGUCGCAGAUGCCGGCGUCUACACGUGUACAGUAAUCUACAGCCCUGACAGGGACACAAAGGAUAUAAUGCUAAAAGUUCAGUCUCUUCCUACAGUUGAAUUGUUAGAGAGAGUAACCAAUGAACAGAGUAUGAUCGUCUGCUCGGUAUCCCGGUUCUACCCAAAGAACAUCACCGUGACCAUAAUACAGGAAGGAAAGGACGUGAUCAGUUCUACAUUGUCCAGUUACCAACAGAAUCCCGAUGGCACAUUCAAUUUGAGCAGAACACUGACAUUAGAGGACGCGGUGAAACAAAUAUCCAUGUCUUGCAGAGUCCAACAUGAAUCUCUUGCUGAGCCCAUCAAGAAAGAUUUACUGCUGCUGCGUAAAGGUGCUGAUGAAUCCAAUAACGCUGUUGUGUUUGGAGUUGUUGGUGCCUGCGUGGUGCUUCUUGUCGUUGUGAUCAUCAGUAUAAUCUACUGCAAAUUUGGAAGGAAAAAAGGUCUGGAGAAGUUUACGAUGGGUGACAUUCAGGGGCCUCCGGUUUGGAUAGAUGGGGAAAAGCUCACCCUUUACUGUACAGCAUCCAGUUGUCCCCAGGAUGUCAAAGUCUCUUGGAUGCUAAAGGCACAAGAUGGCACAGAGAGUGAAUUCUCAGAGGCUGGUACUGGGGAGGCAGAGGAGGAACAGCCUCUUAUCUCCAGAGAAUAUAUUGUAUCUAAGGAAAAGACCACCAGGCCACAAAAGAACGGCCUUUGUGAUUAUUCCAGCACUUUCUGCUUCAUUCCAUCCACAUCAAGGCACCUUGGCUCCUCUGUCUCCUGCAAGUUUGUAUGCGGUGGGAAAACCCAGGAGAAGGCCUUCCAGUUUAAGGCUAUUCAAGCCAAACCCAGGUUUAUUGAGCCAAUAAGUAUCAGCCUUUGUGACUCUGGGAAUGUCCAGCUAUUAGCCACCCUGGAGAGGUUCUACCCUAAGGAGGGAAUCAAGGUCACUUGGAGAUGUAACAAGGAAAAGCCACCAGAGACAAAUGCACCAAUGGAUGAAUUGAUUACACACCCUGAUAAUACUUUUACUGUUAGAAGCAAAUAUGAAAUUCCUGGGGAUCAGUUCAAGGAUCCAGACUUUAAAGUGUGCGUCUCAUGGAACCAUGAUUCUAUGGAGAAAGCCGAGUCCAGGGAAGUGAGCGUGAAAGAUUUCCCAUGGCGCCCAACUAUGGACGACAUUCCCUUACAGAGUGAGAGAGAGAACAAUAAAUUACGACUGAGCUGUAAUAUCUCCAAUUACUUCCCUGAUGCUCUCACCGUCAGUUGGUUUGGGAAGAAGAAAGGGAGUCAGGAACUGUUUCCUGUAACUGGAAAUGACAUUUAUGUUAUACAAAAGCCCCAGUCUGAAAGGGGCACAAAUUACACAUAUAAGUGCAAAGCGUGUUUGGUUCUGCCAGUGCCAGAAAGCACGGAGCAGGAAAUGGAAUAUAUCUGUAGGGUGGAGCACCCAAGCCUGAAGGAACCAAUACAAGGGGGCACUGGGCAUGUACAGAAGUAUGGAGAGAAGCAAAGCUUCAUUGUGCAUCACAUUCAGGGGCCACAGAGGUGGCAAGAAGGAGAGAAGGUCACUCUGUAUGGUACUGCCCUGUACUGUAAGAAGGAUGUUCAGGUGACCUGGAUAGUGACCGAGAGGGAUGGAACCAUAAGGGAAAUCCCAGAUGUUACUAAGGAUACAGAGGAGAAGCCGGGGGCCAAUGACUAUGUGGCUUGUAGGGAGAGGAGUGACGAUUCAGACCGCGAGGGACUCAUAGACAUUACCACAUCCCUGAGCUUCACUGCUUCAGUCUCGCGGCACAAAUCCAUGAGCCUCAAAUGCAAGUUUGUCUGUGAUGGGAAAUCCUCUGAAAAACUCUUCCAAUAUAAAGAUCUCUGUGCCAAGCCCAAGCACCUGAAGCCAAUAGAAUUCUCUCUCCUUGAGAAUGGGGAGGUGCUGUGUUCCCUCAGCUUGCAGCAGUUUUACCCUAAAACCAUGCAGAUCAGUUGGGGCGCUGGGGUCCCCCCUUCCUAUGACAAGAUGGAGUCAGGUCAGGAAGUGACAGACUCGGGGCUCACGUAUGAUCUUCUCAGCAAAUGUAGAAUUCCUGGGCGGCUUCUCCGAGAUCCUGACUUUACUGUCAGAGCUUCUUGGAAACACGAGUUCAUGAGUGACUGGGAAUCCACCCAACGGUCCCUCAGAGACCCAGGUUUUCCAUGGAAACCAGUAGUCCAGAACAUUCCUCUGCCCAAUCUCUUUGCUAACAAUCCAGUCACACUGAUGUGCCAAGUCUCUAAUAUCUUCCCUGAGUCUGUGACUGUGAAGUGGUUCAGGAGGGAAAAGGAUGGAGGGGACUUGUUCCCAGUGUCUCACAGUGAGAAGUACAAGAUCCCAGAAGUUACUCCAGAGAAGCAAGAAGACAAGACAUUUCAGUGCCGAGCCCGUUUAACCUUCACCCCAACUGUUAGCUCAGAGCAUGGAGCUGAAUUCAUCUGUAGGGUGGAACAUCCCAGCUUGGAGAAACCAGAGGAGAGGAGAACGGGUCCCCUCCACAUAGAAGAGGAGAAGAAGUUUAUUGUGAAGGACAUUCAGGGGCCAGACAAAUGGACACAGGGAAGAGAAGUCACUCUCUAUGCAAUGGCUUCUUACUGCCCCAAGGAUAUAGGGGUGAUAUGGAUUAUAAGGGAGAGAGAUGGAAAAGUGUGGGAGAUCUGUGACACCCCAACAGAAAGAGGCAACAAGCCCACAGCUCCAGGACCCAGGAGAUACGUGGUAACUAGAGAAAGUACUGAUCCAUCAGACAAAGAGGGACUCAUUCAUGUGACAAGUUCCAUGAGAUUUACCCCCUCUGUAUCUGCCCACUCUGGGGUGAGUCUCAUGUGCAGGUUUGUCUGUGAUGGAAAAACUGAGGAGAGAGAAUUUAAGCCCAGAGCCCUCUAUGCAAAACCCAAACUGUUGGAGCCAAUAAAGCUGGAACGGUGUAACAACGAGAAAGUGAAAUUCUCCCUAAACCUUGGGAAAUUUUAUCCAAAAGACAUGGAAAUCAGCUGGACGUCUGGGGUGGGAGCUUCUCAGAAAAAGAAGAAAUCAAAUGACCAACUGCAGGAAAAUCCCAACCGGACAUUUAAUAUCCAAAGUACCUGCACAAUUUCCCAGAGAUCCUUCCGAGAUCCAACGGUUAAAGUGUGUGUGAGCUGGAAACAUGAAUCCAUGGGAAAUCCUGAGUCCAGAGAAUUUUCUCUACAAGAUUUAGGUGACAUUUGGCGCCCAAUAGUGGAAGCAAUCCCCCUCCAUCAGAUAGUGGUGGGCCGGCAGGUUGCCCUGCAGUACAGAAUCUCUGGGUAUUUCCAUGAUGCCCUGACUGUGAGUUGGUAUAAGAAGGAGAAGGGGAGAGAAGAGCCGGUUCCUAUUACUGGGGAAGGGAAGUACAAGAUCCCAGAUUCUGUAACCAAGGAGAUGGGGGAUGGGACUCUCACCCAUACGGCAAGUUUGGUUUUCUCUCCAUCCCUGAGUGAGGAACAUGGGGCAGAAUUUAUCUGCAGAGUGGCACAUCCCAUUCUACAGGAACCCAUAGAGAAGAGCAGCGGCCCAUUGUUUGUCUGGGCUAAACCCAAACCCCUGGGAGAUAUAAAGCCGACCCUCUGUGGGGCAGGAGAAGUUCUGUUGUCCUUCAGCCUUGGGAGCUUCUACCCAAAAGAUCUGACUAUCAGUUGGGCCAGUUGGGUGGGAGAUUCUCAGCAAUUACAGGAAUCCACUGACCAACUGCAGGAAAAUCCCGACCUGACAUUCAGUAUCCACAGUGACUGUAGAAUUCCUGGGAAUCUCUUCAACAACCCAAGGUUUAGGGUCUGUGUGAGAUGGAACCAUGGAUCCAUGGGAAAUCCUGAAUCCAAGGAAUUUACUCUAAAGGAUUUGGGGCCUGAAGCUCAUCCUAUAGUUUUACCCCAACCAGAGACUGAUGGGGAGCCCCAGCCUGUACUUUCACCCCAACCAGAGACUAAUGGGGAGCCCUGGCCUGUACUUAUACCCCAACCAGAGACUGAUGGGAAGCCACAACCUGCGGUUAUACCCCAGCAAGAGACUGAUGGGAAGCCCCGGCCUGUAGUUCUACCCCAACAAGAAACUGAUGGGAAGCCCCGGCCUGUAUUUAUACCCCAACAAGAAACUGAUGGGAAGCCCCAGCCCGUAGUUAUACCCCAACCAGAGACUGAUGGGGAGCCCCAGCCUGUACUUAUACCCCAACCAGAGACUGAUGGGAAGCCCCAGCCUGUAGUUAUUCCCCAACCAGAGACUGAUGGGAAGCACCGGCCUGUACUUAUACCCCAACCAGAGACUGAUGGGAAGCCCCAGCCUGUACUUAUACCCCAACCAGGGACUAAUGGGAAGCCUCAGCCUGCAGAUAUACCCCAGCGAGAGACUGAUGGAAAGCCAUGGCUUGAGGUUACACCCCAACCAGAGACUGAUGGGGAGUCACGGCACGAGGAGGAAAGAGAGAAGGCCCGACCCCAGAUGCCCCAGCCGGUGGAUAUAACCCUCUGUUGUGACUCCGGGAAUGUACUCUUCUCUCUGAAGCUCCUGAGUUUUUACCCCAAGGAGAUACAGACUGAGUGGCACCUCAUAGCAGGAAAGAAUAAAAAUAAAUUACAUUCAGCACCAAGUUUCACCCAGAAUCCUGAUCUGACCUGGAACAUUGAGAGUAACUUCACAAUUCCAGGGCACAGAAUUAAAGAUCCAAAGUCCAGAGUGUCUGUUACCUGGAAACAUGAAACCAUGGAAGGUCCAGAAACACAGGAAAUAUCAGUUCUAGAUCCAGAUUUCCCUUGGGCCCCAGAAUUGGGGGAGAUACUGAGCCACAGACUUAUCCCUGGGAAGGAGGCCACAUUGCUGUGUAAGAUCUCUGGGUGCCACCCUGCUGCCCUGACAGUGAGUUGGUACAGAAGGGAGGAAGGAAACCAGGAGGGGGUCCCCGUGAGUCCGGGAGAGAAGUACAAGAUCCCCAGACCCAGAGAGAACUAUACACAUUUCUCCUGCACUGCCACUUUGUCCUUCAUCCCUUCCCCACUCACCGACAAUGGGGUGGAAUUUAUCUGUAUGGUGGGACAUCCUACUCUAGAGCGCAGAGUAUGGAGAGGGACCGGCCCCCUGAGAGUGCAGGAGCAACGGAAUGAAGCCCCUACAGCAGAACUGGGACCAACCAACCCUGCAAUGGAGGCAGAACCCGAGCCUAAUAGGGAAGAGCUAAUGGAUACCACUUAGAUACCACUAAUACUCAGUAACACUAUGGAGAGGCGCUCUGAGCCGAGUACCCGGGGAUUCAGGUUGGCCAGUCUGUGGGAGACCCCAUUGUUUUAUUUCAGGAGAAGUCGGGCAGUUGGGCCAUAAAAGAUGAAGGAAUGGAUACUAGUGAGAUAUAAAUGAAGGACCCGGUAUAGAUCAGAAGGAUAACAGAGGAUGUACUGUGUAAUAACUACCUACACUGUAUUGCAUCUGUUAUUCACCCAUUAACCCUUUGUGGUAAUAUUUUUGUAAAUAAAUAAUCUUAUUAACAAGUACAAAGGCGACUGUAACCCAGCACCCAAUCCCAUUCUCAUUUCAUUAUUCUAAUUGUAUUAGAUCAGUAAAUGUAACUGUUGAAUGGUUGCUAUGGGUUACUAGAACUGGAGCAAACUCCCCACUUGUUAUUACAUUUCUUUCCCCUGUGGGUUUGUGCAGUGUAAUUGCACCACAAAUUCAUCUUCAGUUUUUAUAUUGUCUGUUUUAUAAUAAAAUCUAUCAAUGUGUCUGUUCCA
This is a messenger RNA of Xenopus tropicalis (tropical clawed frog), 6220 nucleotides long. RefSeq lists its product as uncharacterized. Bases 114 to 5687 code for a protein of 1857 amino acids. Lineage: Eukaryota; Metazoa; Chordata; Amphibia; Anura; Pipidae. The transcript is spliced from 18 exons. The record is from RefSeq and is a predicted model, not a curated record.